This is a messenger RNA of Fusarium venenatum, 990 nucleotides long. NCBI's taxonomy places the organism in Eukaryota, Fungi, Ascomycota, Sordariomycetes, Hypocreales, Nectriaceae. The record is from RefSeq and is a predicted model, not a curated record.
AUGUCUUUGGCACAGCUACGUGAGAAGCAUGUUGGCAACCCAACCUUGAUAUACGGCCAUCACAACACUGCUAAAAUGGCCACCCACACAUUCUGGCAAUACGUUCGCCUCAAAAUCAUCGUCACACUCCUCCGUCUUGUAAAUCAAGUCGCUACAAGACCUCACUUUAAACCCUCGCCAACCUGCAACCGCAAGCUUGUGCGCAUUCCAUCACGCGAUUUGAACCGCUUCAUAGAUGCAUGGAUCUACUAUCCCCCAGACUACACCGACGGUGACAAGCGUGGCCUGGUCAUCAACUGGCAUGGAGGCGGAUGCAUGUUGCCCAACUUGGGUAUGGACCAUGAGUUUUGUGAGAAGAUAGCUGUGAGGCGGAACAUUCUUGUUCUCGACGCAGAUUAUCGUAAAGCACCAGAAGAUCCCUUCCCUGCUGCCGUCGAAGACGCCGAGGAUAUUUUGCGAUGGGUUGAGAGUCAGUCGCAACUGUUUGACCUUGAUCGCGUUGCUUUAUCAGGCUUCAGUUCAGGCGGAAACUUGGCAUUGGUAGCCUCCUCCGAAAUCAGACGCGAGUUUAACAACAUCAACAUUCGAGCGGUAUACUCUUUUUAUCCAGGUGUAGACUUCACCAUUCUGCCGGAACAGAAGAUUGUGGCCAACCCCAUCCGACCAUUGCCGUUUUGGUUCCAACAUCUCAUCACAGAAGCAUAUCUUCCCAGAGAUGACGACCGCAAAUCACCCAGGGCAUCACCGAUGUACGCUGACACGAAGUCUUUCCCUGCAUGUGUUGUGCUGUUUGCCUGUUCUGGGGAUGUCUUUACGCCAGAGAUCGAAGCAAUCGGGGAGAAACUGGUGCGAGGUGGCGUUGAUGUUGAAGAUGUUAUGGUUCAAGGGGCUCACGCGUUUGACAAAACAACUAGCCGUGAGUUCUUCAACCCUGAUGCGAGAGAUAUGGCGUACUCGAAGGUCAUGAUGAGCUUGAAAGAUGUUUUGUAG